CGAGAACAACCCGUGCAUGAUGUGAAACGACCGUAAUAACAACACAUCGUCAGCUUCUAUCGAAUCAAUCGAAAAUUUGUUAAGAACCCUUGUUUCUUGAAUCCGGUUCCUCCACAACAAUCUCUUCCACUACCUACUUCGCCCAUCAUACUUUACAUUAUUAUCGACCGCUCCAUUAUAUAUAUUUAGCCAUGUAUUUCAAUAAAAGAACUCUUGCAUUGUUCGUGGCUGCUAGCAGCAGUGUCACUGCCUUCUCGCCAGGUAAGAUUGGGGUUCGGUGUCYCUUCGUAAUCGUUCCCAUCGGGUCCUAACGGCAGAAAUAUUUUCUUUGGAAAUAAUACUCUGGGAGUUCCUGAAUGCUGUUAUCUCGCCAUCUACUUUUCUCUCAUUUGCUCUAAUAUAUAAUGCAUUUUUGUCUUGGAAACUGGGCGGAUAACCGUAAACUAAAAAAAUAGCUGCCACUGGUAACAGACUCGCCCUUCAAUCGUCGGGAGCUGUUGUCCAGCAAUCAGUUUCGUGCCCUGCACGAUGCAAUUGCCCUUCGUGCGCUGGACGCCUUACAAAGCUCUUCGCUGAUGUAGCUGAAGAGACCGAGGUUCCCGCUGAAGUCGAAGCCAUGGAAGGUGUCGAAAGCGCUGAUGAGGCCCACAACCUCGAGCGCCCUGCCCGAGCCGCCCUCAAAAAGAAAAAGCCUUCUGGUAAGGACCUCAGCGAAUUCACCGAGGGAACUACAGUCAAGGGAACCAUUAAGUCUAUUGCCAGUUACGGUGCUUUCGUCGAUAUUGGUGCGUCUACCGAUGGUUUGUUGCACGUUUCCCAGCUUUCUGCUGGAUUCGUCAGUGAUGUUAGCGAGGUCGUCUCCGAGGGACAGGAGGUCGAUGUCCGCAUCGUCAACAUUGAUUCCGCUAAGGGACAAAUCGGUCUUAGUAUGAUGACCGAGGAAGAAGCCGCCGCCGCCAAGCCCGCGCGUCGCAGCGGAGGUAACAAGAGACAAGGAGGUCGUCGGGACGACAGCGCUGUCUURGGUGCCUUGAGAGAAAAGGGAUGGGACGAAGCUACCAUGGUUGAGGGAACUGUUGUCAGUACCGUUGACUUCGGUGCUUUCGUCAAGGUUGAUGCCAGCACAUUGAACAGCGAGUGCGAAGGAAGCUUUGAUGGACUUGUCCACAUUUCCGCCCUUAAGGUCGGACGAGUGGGAUCUGUCACCGAUGUUGUCAAUGCGAACGACACAGUUAAGGUUCGUUGCAAGAGCAUCGACGGAAACAAGGUUUCUCUUACAAUGCUCUCCGUAGAAGAAGAAGAAGCCGAGCGCGCCAGUGGAGCCCGAAGCAGCGGCCCAACAUUCAAUGAUCCAUUCGAUGAGGGUGAGGGUGCCAAGGACUGGAAGGAGAGUGUUGCUGCUAUUGAUGAAGAACAACCUGUUUACAAGAACACUCCUCUUAUCAUCCGAAAAUAAAAACCUUACGAAGUCAGCGUUCCGCGUAGGCGUUACUUUMACCACUCAAACCAAGUAAACAAAAAAUCCAAUU
Molecule: messenger RNA, 1529 nt
Organism: Pseudo-nitzschia multistriata
Lineage: Eukaryota; Bacillariophyta; Bacillariophyceae; Bacillariales; Bacillariaceae
Source: the annotation of a GenBank genome assembly